UACAUGGUCGUUUUUCUCCGUACGCGUAGGCGGUCGCGCGCGUGCUGUGAAACGACGGCACCGGCACCGUCGCGGCGUCCCUCUCCUACCCAAACGGUGACGGCGACGAUCGCGUACUCGCGGGCAGACCCGGCGCGCGCGUGUAACCGAUCCGCCGGAGAACGGCCGUUACGGUGUCGAGUCGCGGUGCCGUAGUACGAAUAUCAUCGUAGUCAGUGGCAACGUGACCGUUCGCGCACGCCGUUCACUGUCGCGCAUCCGACGAUACACCGGGCAACAACCGCGUAACGACGAUACGUCGCAACACCCGUCGCACUCGUUAUCGUAGAACACACGCGUAUAUUGUAUGAUAUUAAAAGACUUUUAAUAAUAUUGUCGUUAUAUUAUUCUCGCCGGACGGUUUGUCGCCCUUCGUCCGUGUACCCCGGCAGGUUAUACGUCUCACUAAACCGGCCUUAGCCCGUGUUCGACGCGUGUCGUGCCGAUGCGCGUUUCCGCGGCCGUCGCCGACAGCUGCAGUGUUCUUAGCGUUGUUACGAACUAAACGUCCGGUGGCCUUACGCCACAUCGGAUAAUAAUAAUAAUAUCAUCUCGCCGGCGCGUCUCCGACCGCUUUCCCGGCCCGUUCCCGUUAGAGAUCAUCUCUCGCGCGUGUUUGUGGGUGUCUGUGUGUGCGUCUCUAACUGGAUAACAUUAUCGUAGCGCAGUGACCAUGGAGACCGAAGAGAUCACCAAACUCGUAGACGGCAUCUACAAGAAUAUAUUGGAGAAGUUCAAUCCAGGUGCUCGACAAAUGAUAAAUGCAGGAAAGGCAUACCUAAAGGCACUUCACGGAGCUGCUACAGCUUCCAAAGUAUAUACGGACGCUAUAAUGAGAUUGGCAAAACAAUCUCAGCAAGGAACUUGGGGAGGAUCAGCCGAUAUUGGUUCAGCACUUAUGCAGAUCGUUGAGGUUUACAAAGAAAUCCAAUCGCAACAGCUAAAUAUCUUGAAAGCGUUCUACGUGGAUUUACUAGUGCCAUUGGAGACAAAUCUUGAAAAAGAUACCAAAGUAGUGCAGUCUGAACAAAAACGAUUUUUACAACAGCAUAAACAAAGAUCCGAAAGUUAUAGCAAGGCUGCAUCAGCUAUGAAAAAAUGCCGUAAAAAGCAUAAGGUUGGACCCAAAGCAGGAUUGGCCAUGGAUAAAGAAAUUAAGACUAUGCAAAUCCUAGAAGAAGAAAAAAAUAAAUUGGAUAACUUUUGCGAACAAAGUUUGAAAAAUGCCAUGACACAGGAGAGGCGUAGAUAUGGUUUUGUAUUAGAAAGACAGUGUUCGUUGGUUAAACACUGUUUAGCGUAUCAUACCAACACUCAGUCAAUGUACGAUGAACAUCUUAAUGACUGGCUCGACGUGGCUAAGUCUCGUGAACGAUUGCCAGAAUCUGUUGAAACCAUGUUCGCAACAAAACUACGACAAGUAAGCUUCUGGCUGGAUGACGAUAUUAGUUCUCCAAGAAUCGAUGACGAUAGGAUUUCGCUGUCAUCUCAAUUGAGAAAAACGAAAUCAAUGGACGCGUCUUGCUUGGAUGUUCGAGCCCUGAAUGAUAUAUCCAGCCCGGUUUUAAAUUAUCCACUUUCUAGAGCCAAAUCAGAUUUCAAUUUAAACGCAUCAUCGCAGUCUCUGAACAGAAUGGAGAACGGGUCGAGUCCCGGAAAUAAUGGAUCCAGACCAAAGUCGAUGGCUGUAGUCGAUAACGGAUGGGAAUCUCAGGGUGCAAAUCUUGUGCAAGCAACACAUGCUUAUCUAUCGAGCGGUGACAAUCAACUGAGCUUCCACGAAGGAGACACAAUCGCUAUAUCAGGAGAACGGAACAAAGGAUGGCAAUUUGGAGAGAAUUUACGUACUCAGUGCAGUGGUUGGUUCCCGUUAACAUAUACCGAACCGGUACUGGACGACUCGGUAUUUUCUGACUCGCCAUCGUCAUAUCGACGAAAGGACUCCAUGGGCCAGUCAACCGUCUCGAACCAUAACAGAAGUGAAUCAGCAACGAUCGGCAAACAAAACCGUUAUCAAACGACGACACUUACAAGAUUCGGAGAUUCUCUAUCUCACAGGAAUCCAUAUCCAGCACGGUCCAGGGCAAACAGUAGAUCGAAUGGUUACGGGAUCAACCCUCACGGGCCUCCACCUCCGUCGGUUCCGGCUCCAGUAGUGCCCCGACAGUACGGAGGGCACAUACCACCACCAGUCGCAUUUUUCCCACCACCACCGCAGACAUUGCCACCAGCACCCGGUAAACCAAGUGCGGUCGAUAAGAGGACCGGUGGAGUCCAUCACCAACACGGAAACGCGAGCUUGCACAGCAGCAACGAUAGUGGUUUCAGUAACGAUCCACCGCCGGCACCCGAAAUCGACUAUUCGGAUGAUGAAAACGCAAGAACGAUGGUCAAAGAUCCGAAGAAAGGUUCCAAACAGCAAGCGGCGGCGAAUUACAGGUCGUCCGAAGAGGACCGCGGUUACCACCGUCAGGGUCAUCAUCAGAACCAGACGAUGACGAUGACGACUGGCGGCGGCGGCAGCAGACAGUCGACGGGCACGCUGAAAUCGUCGUACAACGGCGGCGGCGGAGGGAUGAACACCGGAAGGCGGAAUACGGGCACGUCGACGAUGAUGCGGCAGAGCACUAGCGUCGGACACCUGUCGUCGUUCGGCGACGGUCUGCAGCAGUCCAGGCAAGCGAAUUCGGCGUACAACGACGACGACGACGACGGGUUCACCGCUCAGGGCAAGAAGAUCAAGAGGACAAAGUCCAUGUGGAAGUUUAAGAAGUCGGGAGGGGCCGACGAAGGGCUGUUGACCGGCAUGUCCAUGUGGAAGCACAGGUCGCUGGUGGACGUGAACGCCGCGGAAGCGGAAGAACAGCAACAGCUGCAACAGCACAACAACUACAACAACAACAACAACAACAACAGUAACAACAAGUCGACGGCGGGCACGCCCGUGGCCAACAAGAAGUUUACGGUGGCCUCGUGCCGGGACAUCGACAUAGCCGGCGGCGGCGGCGACGACGACGACACCCAGACGAUAAUGAACGGCGGCGGCGGCGGCGGGUCGUCGACGAUGCUGCGGCGCGCGACUUACGACAACCGCAACAAACAGCAACCGAUGCAGCAUCGGAGCAGGAGAUCGUCCUCGUCGAGUUUCGGCGGCGGCGACGACUCCGAGUCGUGCAUCGUUGUGGACGACCACUUGAAGAACGUCCGUUCGGCACCGGCGCCCGCCAGCCUGUUGCCCAGGACCCGAUUGAUCAAGCAGACGGCCAACGGCCAGGCGAUCGGCGGCGCCAACGGUCAGUCGCAGUCGGCCGGUCACCACCAUCAGACUUCCAUGACGAUGCCACCCCCGCCGCCUCCGCCGCCCGCAGUCCGUACCGCCACGGCGGACGACGGAUACGCGCAACACGACUCGGACGCGGACAUCCGGUUCGAGAGCUCCAAGCUGCAGACGUUCAAGUACAUCAACGCGACACACAACGACGGAUGGUACGACUCGUGGGGAGAGAAGCGAAAGAAGUAGGAUGCGUUAAAG
Molecule: messenger RNA, 3571 nt
Organism: Aphis gossypii (cotton aphid)
Lineage: Eukaryota; Metazoa; Arthropoda; Insecta; Hemiptera; Aphididae
Gene: IRSp53
Exons: 14
Coding region: 713-3559 (948 amino acids)
Biological process (GO): plasma membrane organization; actin crosslink formation; positive regulation of actin filament polymerization
Cellular component (GO): nucleoplasm; cytosol
Molecular function (GO): protein binding
Source: RefSeq, a predicted model, not a curated record